AUGGCAUCCUUUAGUCGUUUAGGAAUUGGUUUGAGUUUUCUCUUUGGAUUUGUCCUCUUAGCUUUUGCCUUAGAGCUCUACUAUCUUCUAUGGUGGAAGAAGAGAAGACACGAUAUUGAAAACCAAAACUCUCCUUCUUCUUCUUUUUCCAAAUACACCCCUACUCACAUCUCCUCUUGUUUCAAAAACCCUAAUUCUUCAACAAUCCCUGAAACCCAACAGAAAGAUUUGCAGAAUUCUUCUGAUGAGAGUGAGAAUCAUGAAAAACAACAAGAGCCCACACAAAAAGAUCCGCCAUUGAAGGGUUUCGGUGAAGAAAGCAUCGAUCUUGAACUCAUGAGGCUUCAUAAUUUAUGUGGCCCUCCGAGGUUUCUUUUCACAAUCAAUGAAGAAACCAGUUUGGAUAUGGAAUCAGAAGGUAGAAAGGGUUCAAGAACAGUAAGUUUGAGUGAGCUUCUUCGCACACCAGAUACACCGAUUUCGUCAUCGCCAUUGAAGAAGGCCACACAAGGUCCCAAUUUGGAAGGUUAUAUGAAUCCAUUGUAUGAUUUUGACUCUAAGGAUUUUGAUUUCAACAAGAUUAGAUCUUCACCACCUCCCACGUUCAAAUUCUUGAGAGACGCAGAGGAGAAAUUAUUGAGAAGAUUGAUGGAAUUAGAAUCUGAGAAAAGGGCGAGUUUAAUCAAGAAUCAAGAUACACAAGAGAAUGAGAAAGACAAAGAUGGUAAAUUUGUAAUAUUGGAUGGUAAUAAGGGCAAAAAUGCAGAAGGGAUUCAUCAUCAAAUGUCUACGCCUUCACAGGUACUUCCAUUGGCUUCUUCUCCAUCAAAAAGAGGAUCUGAUAUUUGA
This is a messenger RNA of Lactuca sativa (garden lettuce), 849 nucleotides long. RefSeq lists its product as uncharacterized. NCBI's taxonomy places the organism in Eukaryota, Viridiplantae, Streptophyta, Magnoliopsida, Asterales, Asteraceae. The record is from RefSeq and is a predicted model, not a curated record.